GAUGUGCUGUUGGUGAAAUGGAAUUUAUUUAUUUCUUAUACCUGAAAUUGGGUCUGAUAUCAGGCCUGAUGAAGUGUGGAUGUAAUUGGAGAAAAGACCAAGUAUGUACUGAGACUGAACUGACAAAUGCAUAUACAUUUUUGGUAAAUUUUCCUGACAGUUUAUCAAUAAAAAUACUAAAGCUUCAGGUUACUCGUUAAAUGGCAACAUUUGGGUUACAGGGGUCUCAUAACUCGUGCGUGACUUUCCACCACUAUUUUUUUUGUUUUGUUUAACUUGAACUAAAAUUUUAAAAUGUAUACUGUCUCAAAAGGACCCAGCAAAAUUGUAGCUAAAACAAGAAGAGGUCUUUCACAGAACUUGGAAAGACUAGAUAGCCGCAAAGACAAUAAUAGGAAGUCUUCAGAGUCUGAUAAUGGAGAAAUUAUGAGUAUGCCCAAACCAGUAUUUCAUUCCAAUGGUAAAAAGACGAUACACCAAAGAAUACAACACCACGUGAUAACUCCACAGCAUGAGGAGCUCAUCAGGUUUAUUAGUGAAACUUGGACACAGUCAGCAUACGGAGAUAGUGAGCCAUCAACACCUACAACCUCAAUUGCAUCUGGCAGCUCAUCGCCUGUGCCCCCCUCCAGCCUGUACUACCAGGACGACCCCAGCCCCGUGCUGCAGGACUUCAAGCCCUUCGACCUGGAGACAUGGUGGGGCAAGCGGCUGUUCCAGAACAUCACAAACUCUCUCUGAGCUGCAUGUGGAUGGAACAUCUUAGUAUGUUAGCGUAAGUCACAAUCAUGUACAGUUUACUAAAUUUUUCUACAAAUUGAUAAUGUUUAAAAGCUCAAGCGGUGCUUGAUAUGUGGUGUGAAAGUCUAUUUAUAGAUCUGAAGUCAUAUGUUCUUGAAGCUUAAGGCUUUCUUGGCCGUAUUUCACUAAACAAAUGCUGCAUGGUUCUUUUCCCCAAUGAUUUUUUUAGUUUUAAAUAUUGGAAAUUGGAUUUUAAAGCUUAGUAAAGCAAUUUGGGCCUAAUAAGGUGAAUAUAGAUAAUAAAUACCUAAUAAAGGACAAAAGGACUAUAUUUGCACUACUAUGGUGAAAUGUGUAAAGAGAAGAUGUAUUGUGAGAUAGUAGACAUGUUUAUAAUAGACUUCCUCAUCACGUAUAUUUCUGCAGAGGGAUUGUAAUAUGUGCUACUUUGCUACAAGUAGCUUUUUAAACGCAUUCAACUUAGUGUAUGGGUUGUCUUAGUGUAAAAGAAGUACAUAUUUAACAACAAAAUAUCAAAAGGAAGAUUGAAUAAUCAUUAUGACAUUGUAUGUAUCAUUAAAUCAUCACAAAUAUUGGUAACUCCGUAUAAGUUGUGAUUGUGCCAUCUGGUUAGGUGUGUAUUUUCCCCAAUUUUUUUUCUUUCCAAAACUUUACAAGAAUAAAAGUGGAAACAUGAAAAAAAGGAAUUCUACUACUAGCAUUAUCUGUAUCCAAUAAAACUGGAUUUAGUAACCUAUACUUGAUUGUGGAUCUCAUUUCAUUAUCGUAAGUGAAAAUUUCCAGAAGCUCAAAUCGUUUGCGACUAGCAUUGUUUUACGAACCAAUAUUUUGUAAGAUUGUUGUAUUGUGUAUUUACGUUCUUAAUGUUUAUAUUGUCUAUGCUAAGUCUGCAAGCUAUGGAAGAGGUAAGGAAUGAAAUCUCCAUGUACCAAAAAGUGUCCAUCAAAAAACCUUAAAUAGGUGGCGCUACAAUACCUAGAAUAUUUGAAAAAAAAAAAACAAAUCAUAGACAGUGCACUUUAUACCGUCAAUAACGUCUAGGUUCUUAGCUACUCUAGCACUACUCUGGAGAGUUUUGGAACUAUUAUUUAUAGCUGACAGCUGGCCACUUGCAACAGUUCUGCCUAUGAAGAACUGUUUUUUUAUCGUAUGACAAAUAUCUAGCCAUACGAUUAAAUAAAUAAACCUCUACCUUCCAUACUGCAAGUCAUAUGCAAUAUCAAGUAUGGCGCGGUUAUACAUUGUCAUUGCCAAGUUGCUGCAGUCUUACCAUAGAGAAACUUUAUAGAGUUGGAUUUUUUUAAUUUUUUUUUAAGACCAGUUUCUAAUUGACAAAUAAAAAAAACAAUUAAAAAAAUGGAAAAUAUUAAAAUUUUAAUUGUAUAUUAAAUGAAAUUGCAUUGAUUGUUUUAACCACGCUUGGAAACAGUGUGGGUGGCAAACUUUACUUUUUGUAAAGACUAAGCUAAUUCUGUUUCUGACCCAUUGGGAAACUAGUCUAUUACAAAAUAAACAAAUUUUUAUAUUGUUUUCAAAAUAUAUCUCUCUCGUCUUAAGCCAAAGUUUUAAUUGCAGUUUUCGCAACUAGCCUCAUUUUGUGGCCAUUUAAAUAUUAAGUUAGUAAACUACAUUAAAUAUUUCUCUCAACCAUCACAAUUGGCUAAGACUAUUAACAAAUUAUUUAAUAUAAUUGUCAGUUAAUAACCAAAUAAAACUUACAAACACCCUAUUUUUACAAGAUUAUACGCAAUGGCUACCCCCAAAACUGGAUAUCCGCAGAAUAUCUACGUGUAACUUUAUCACUCUUGAAAUACACGAGUGACAGAGACGCAAAUACACAAGUUUUGAACUUCGCAAUUGCUCCUCAACCGUAUAAAAGCAGUAAAAUAAUCAAAUACAAGUUUUUUAUAGUAAGAAUUGGUUAUUUAGAGAGUUUUUGUUGUUGCUAACUAAAUCAACUUGAACAUUUAAUCAGUGAUAUGAUUGUAUAAAAGACAAAUUUUCUUACAUUAUUGUUAAUAAUUAUAUAUUAAGUGCCUCUACACAGCAAUAGUUCGAAUAGUUUGAUCUUGAUUAGAAGUGGAUCAACAUGGUCUUGUCAAGAUGUCACUUUGUCACGGUUAUGUCUACUGGGUCACGUUUUAAAACAAAAGUUAUUUUUUUUUUAUAAAAAAAAACCAUGAGACACAGACAUAAUAAAUAUAUUUAAAUGGGUCACUCACGUAUUUAUAAGCCUGCCAACACGUGCUGAAGCUCCACGUUAUGGAACGAAGCAUGUUGAGCAAUUCUCGACUUAAAAAUAUUUGAGUCACUCAUCUUAAUUACUUAAAGGUUUUUUUUUAAUAAAUUCACCAAAAGUUAUCUACUAAGCAUGUUAGGAUUUUUUUUUAACAAACUUUUUCUGUUGUCCCCUGGCUAACGGGAUAGAACAACAUCAAGAAAUUGUCGAUCCACUUUUUAUUAACUUCUCUUCAGCUUUCUAUAUUAAGAUUCGACGUAGAGUGUAGGCAUAUUUUUUAUUUAUAUAUGUAUUUUCUAUCUCCUAUAAUUCCUUGUAUAGAUGUUUCUAUUCUUUAUAAUCUCCUAGAUACAUAAAAAAUAUUUUUGUUCAAAGUAGAUAAUGACUAUGAGAUGGAUGUUAAUUUACAUAUAUUUACUAUUGUUAUAGAUCAGUAUUCAUGUUAUGAUGAUCAUGUUAGCUGUUACACAAUACACCAAAGAUUGAUCAUAAUUCAUAUUGUUACUGUUGUCAGAGAUGAGUUAGUGAUAGUAUGAAGUUGCGUUCCUUCGAAAAAAAGUUUAUUUAGAUGGUGUAACUGUAGCUAGAAGUUAAUCUCAUGAUAUUUUUACAUUUAAAUAGUACUCAGUUACGGAGUUCACUAAUUAAUGUAUAUAUAAAGAUACCUAGGUAACAACACCAUCCAAAUAUAUUUGGCAAAAUGAAUAAAUUAACACCAUUUACCUUUUUAUUUUCUUUCGGAGCUACGCAACUUUGUAAAUAGUCUUUACAGUCUACAACGUUAACUCGUCUGUGCUGUUAGUACCUACAUGGCGGCAGGCCAACAUAUAUUUUUAUUUUAUCUUAUUUUUCUCAUACUGUAUAAGUACAUGUAUGGGUAAAAAUGUCUUCCAGAAUGGUAACUUGAAGAAAAUUCAAAAGGUCAAUACGGGUAACGGCCACUUGCACCAUUCCACUAACCGGUUAAACCGUUAACCCGUGUCAAAUAGUGUUACCAGUAGGUAACCAGGUUUAACCGGUUAACCUCAGGUUAGUGAUUGGUGCAAGUGGUCCUAAGUGUAGCUGGCCUUCACAUUGGGGCCUAUAUACACAUUGAUUUAUUUUUUAUUGUGCGUUAAUACAUCUACUUCUUGCUACUAUAAACACUAUAGUUCGUUUUUUUAGCAUUAGAAAGAAGGUAAGCGAUCUUGACAUGUCUUUUUGUUAAAAAAAAAAAACACUUUUGAAAAGUAAGUCACAGCAAAUAGGUGUAAAGAUCAUAUAUGAUUAGUCACAGUUUUUUGCUUACAUAAUAAACAAAAUUUUUAUAAGCGUUUUAUAAUAAUUUUCAUUAAAAAGACACGUCAAGAUUGUUUACCUUUUUUUCUAAUGCUAAAAACAUGCACUAUAAUCAAUGUGUAAACAGGCCCAACAUGAAGGCUAGUCACACUUGUCCAUAUGCCACACUUACCCGUAUUGACCUUAUUUGCUUUAAGAUGUGUGAUGUGUCUUGAAUAUACCGUUUUACUAAUCUUAUUUAUGAUCGAAACGCAUGCUUUUUAUGGAGCAUCGUUUGUAAUAAACAUAAGUACCGUAAAACCACCUAACCAGGAAUCGGAAACCGGUGUUUUUUCGUUCUUCGAUAGGUAAUUAUUUUGUUUCCAACUAGGCAAUCUAAUAAUAUUUAUAUAAACCGAAAUAUAUGGUUAUUUCGAAGUUUUUGCACAAAGCCGGUUCCGAUCCCCUGGACCCAACUAUAGUCCAGUAAUUCAAGUUAUUUUGGGUUUUUGCUUCCGUUUAUGUAAUUAUUUUGCCAUAGAAUUGCGACCAAGGCUCGGAACCGGUUUUAAAAAUAGCGGUGAAUACCGGUUUUACUCCGAACUUUCGUAAGAACGCGAACAUUUUAAGAACUUUAUUGUAACCUAAAUAAACCGGUUUAUUCGAUGCCGCGUAAACAAAGACACCGACGUAGACACACACAUAGAUAUAUUUGUGAAUUUAUUAAUAAAAUAAAUAGGUAGAAACUGUUUGUUUUGUACUAAUCUGACAAGAACUUAUGGAAAGGGUCUCCUAAAACCGGUUUGAAAAAACGGUUUUACGAACGAAGCCGAGAUUAAAGGGUUUUGCGGCAAGUACAUGAUAACGGUUUAGAAAUUUAACCGGUUUCCGAGUCUUGAGUCUGCGACAUUGAAAUAUUAUGUCAUGCCUUAACGAAUAUAUAGACGAUACCUACUUGACAAUAGUCGGGUGUGUUUGGACUAUGUUUUGGGUCAUUUUACAGUAACGUAAGAGACAAUCACACUAAGAGCCCUUUUUACAAGAUUUUAUCGAAUUCGCAAUUAUUAUUUAAAUCAAAAUUGCAAAAGCCUUAACUUUAUUAAAAUUUAUAUGUUUUUACUCCAAUAUGUAUUUGGAUGCAAUUUGAAAAUUUAUAAGUAAUAUUUUGACAUGAAAUUAUAUUGACUAUCUUUGAAGUUUUGCAUGAUUCCUAAGCCAAUGGGCUAAUACUAUUGUACUUGUAUGUUGUUCCUUAUGAGGACGGGAAAUUAAUGUGAUUUGUAUAUGUCGUCGUUUUCCUUUGCACUGUUGGCAUCAAAGAUCCAGGUUGUCUAGAGCAGAUUUCAGUUUUCAGAAUAACUAAAACAUUUAUUAACAUAUUAUUUAAUUCUAAAAAAAGAAGAUAAAUGUGAAUUUUAUUUAUAGAAAUUUCGUAACUAAUUUUAAACCCCGCGUCUCCCUCGCUCUUCGCGUUAGAAAAUUAUUUCAAUUUUAAGUCAGAAAUCUGCGGCUUGACGUCCUGUAUAAUUGUUUACAAUUUGCACCUUAUGUCAUUGCGAUAAGGAUUUCUUUGACGCAGUGAAUGCUUUUGAUUUUAUACCAAAUACUGAAAUUUAUUCAGAAUACGUAUGACAUUUAACACUGCUUAUAGCAGAAACUAGUAAAUUAGAAAUGACUCGAUCUAAAGUUUUAUAUCACCAUAUUAGGUACUCUAGAGUACAGUCAGCAUCAAUAGUAGCGGAUGAAUGAACGCGCCAUAAAUAUCUGCCACGCUGGAAUACUUUUCCAACUAGGUAUAGAGGCUUGUACUUUUACAGUUAGCGUUCAACAGUAUCUGUUACAUUACAUUUUUUCAAAGAGAAGAUACUUUUGACGCGUAGUCUGAUCCUAUGCUUUUGAUGCUAACUGUACACAGUCCCAUAUAAUUAUUUUCUACCUUUGUAUCAGUUUUUUUUCCUACAUCUUUGGAGAAACAUAUGUUAAUCAAGGCCUGUGCACACCGGGUGCGUGUGCGGAGACGUGCACAUCCGCGUUGUAAUAUACAGAUCCUUAUAAGAGAUGCCACACCGCUUGCGUGACGUGUGCGUGCGCGGCUCAAACAUUAUAGCGCGGUGUGGUCUGGCCUUUAAGCAGUCUUUUCUGCUUGAUGUUUAAUUAACUUUGAAGACUAGUUUCUACUAAGUGGUUACUUGAUUUUAUUUUACAAUAUACUGAAUAACAUAGGCAGGCCAUAAAUAAUUUUUAUUAUUUAUUUAUUUUAUAUCCUAUUGGGUAUGACAGUUGAAUGUGAAAACUUGUUUAAUAUGCUAGGCGGAUCGUAAUCAUCCUCAUUUGUAAAUAAAUCUGAAUCAUGUUUUAUAUAUGAUCUGUACAAAAAUGUAAAUAGGCGAAUCAUAUUCUGUGAACAAUUAUUGGGUUAUGGAAUUUUCAGAAAAAAAUGUAUGCUUUGUAUCUACGUAAACCACCAAAAAUUUUAGUAUUACCACUGCAGCAGAUCCAGAUAUAAUGUUGAUUAUCAUGCAAUCGAGGCCCAAAUAUGGACAGCAUUGAAUGUCCAUUAUUGGGUUACUACACCUCUCGCGUCGAACGAUGGACCCUUUAACAGUUUAUUUUUAUAUGGAAUGUGACAUUUAAAUAAUAAAAAAACAGUAAAAAAAAUAUCCGAUUGUUUUUUAAAUUAAGCCCAACCAAAAGAGACUUGAAGGAACCGUCAUAGGGACCAUUAUUCGACGCGGGAGGUUUAAUUUACGUGCAGCUAAAUAUGGCAAGGAUGUGCUACCAUUUAUGAAAGGCGUCGUUAACUAUUAAUGAUCCAUACAUAAAAGUGCCAUAUACUGUGAAGACACCAAAUUCUAGUAAGAUGACUGAAGUGUGGGCUAUUUACUAUUCGUACUCACAUUAAUUGUGUGAAGAGAUACCUGACCCCCCUUGCAUACUUGCUGACUGUACUAUGCGCAGUUCGACUGUCUCCGGUUAUGACUCAAGUUGCAGCUGUUUAAUUUAUAUAUAUUCAAAUUGUUAAUAUUCUUGUAUUCCUUUCCUUUCAGUAAACUUGUCUUAUUGAAGCCAUAUAUGAAUAACUUGAAAUGUGUGUAAUGUCACAUUAAAAAAAUGUAUGAACUAAUUUUGGAAUAAUCUUUAUUCUAGUUUCUGUAUAGCUAAAGAAAGUGGCAUUUUAACUCCGUCAAAUACCAAGCUUUUGGUUGAAUUAACUCUGGCCAUUACUGGAGCAACGUAAAUGUACCAGUAUAGUACUAAAUGUUCACAAAAUGACGAAGUUAAAGACAGCAAAAUUUAAAAGUGUCCCUGUUUUUGUUAUAGUAAAUAAUUUCGUCAUUAUUAUAAGACAAGUUAUAUGCGUUUUUCGGCCUAAUACAAGUACUUUCGUAAUGUUGUGUUUCGUGUAUAAAUUGCUGUCCAAAGAUUUUUUGAGCCAAUGAUACAGUUAUCGAUAUGGUAACGCACAGUAGGUUGUAGCUGAAUUUUUGUUUCUACGUGAUAUUUUUGAACCGUAGUUGCAGGAGAUAGAAUAUUUUUAGACUGAUUUAGUUAUAAAAAGUUAUGCUUUUUGUUGUAGUUGAAUAAAUUGUUUUAAAUUGA
Cydia pomonella (codling moth) is the source of this 7858-nucleotide messenger RNA. Its product is annotated as MAPK regulated corepressor interacting protein 2. Bases 295 to 741 code for a protein of 148 amino acids. Lineage: Eukaryota; Metazoa; Arthropoda; Insecta; Lepidoptera; Tortricidae. The transcript is spliced from 5 exons. The record is from RefSeq and is a predicted model, not a curated record.